AUGCUGGAAGCAGAGUGGCUCUCCUGCCCUCUCAAAGUGUCUCCGAUCCAGGCUGAGGCUGGAGACCGCUCCUUGUUGAAACGCCAACGGGAAGGAGGCCGAGGGGUUCAUGCUCAGCAUCCAAACCUAACUGAAGUCACAGUUAAACCUUUGGAUCUGGGGCUUACCAUAACUCCAGAAUCUACUAUGGAGGUUGAACCUUCUCCAACCAUGCAGAAGAUCCCAGCUCAGUCUCUGGAGCCACCUAAGGAGGUUGUAGUUCAGCCUCCAUUGUAUCAAGCUGCAGCAGUUCCAAAUCCAGGUCUGGAUCAAGCUCAGUAUCCAACACUGCCCAACAUCACAGUUCAAUCUUUCAACACAGGACUUCCUAUAACUUCAGAACCUACUACAGAGAUUGAACAUUCUACAACUCCUAGUCUGAAACCCCCUUAGGUGACACUUCUACAUCCAGAGCAAGUUCACGUUCACCAUCCAACCCUGACUGAGGUCACAGUUCAACCUUUGGACCUGAAAACUUCAUUAACUUCAGAAUCUAAUAUAGAGGUUCAGCCUUCAUUGUAUCAGGAGGUGACAGUUCCAGCACCAGAUCAGGAUCACACUGAGCAUCCAACAUCACCUAGUGCCACAGUUAAACCUUUGGAUCUGGAACUUACCAUAACUUCAGAACCUACUACAGAAGCUGAACCUUCUCCAACCAAGCAAGAGACUCCAACUCAGUCUCCAGACCUGGAGCUAACCAUAACUUCAGAACCUACUUCGGAGGCCAAACACUCUACAGUCCUGCAGAAGACUACAGCUCCUCCUCCUGAGGUUGCCCUUGCACAUCCAGACGUGACUCGAGUCACAGUUCCACCUGUAGAACAGGAAGUUACCAUAACUCAGCAUCCAGGGUCACCUAAGAUACCUUCUUCAUCGACUCAGUUCAGCGGUGCAUUGUAGAACAUAUACCCCAGAAAAGAAGCAACCAGAACACAAUGCUACCAUAAGCACAAACAUAUGUGAGCUCUGUAUCUGCAAAAAUGAGACACUGUCAUGUGUUGGUUUCAGUUGAAAGAAGAGGCUCCACAAAGUGUCUGUGCCAGAGCCCAGCAGCUCCAAUGGCACCUUCACCAUCUUGUAAGAAUUACUUUUCCUCAUUUGUUCUCUGCAUCCUACGUGAUGUGGCAGCCUUUCUUCAAAGUCUUCCUGGGUCUUCCUCAUCUCCCCAACUCACAUUGACUGACUUUCUGUUUUUACCUUUUGUUUGUCUUAUAAACAAUUUCUUAUGUUCAUUUGUCU
Vicugna pacos (alpaca) is the source of this 1278-nucleotide messenger RNA. The record is from RefSeq and is a predicted model, not a curated record. NCBI's taxonomy places the organism in Eukaryota, Metazoa, Chordata, Mammalia, Artiodactyla, Camelidae.